Limulus polyphemus (Atlantic horseshoe crab) is the source of this 10038-nucleotide messenger RNA. Its product is annotated as multiple PDZ domain protein-like. The record is from RefSeq and is a predicted model, not a curated record. NCBI's taxonomy places the organism in Eukaryota, Metazoa, Arthropoda, Merostomata, Xiphosura, Limulidae. The coding region runs from base 207 to 6986 and encodes 2259 amino acids. The transcript is spliced from 41 exons. Gene Ontology annotation, molecular function: protein binding.
GAUAGCAAUGUUAUGUGACCUUGUAAGUUAUGUUGGUGGGUUGUAACCUAGGUUUUUGUGUCAAUCAACGGUUGUUAAUAUAAUAGGCCAACAACAUUUUUGUAAAUAUAGAAGUCUAAAAUGAUGGAUACCACUCAUCACGUGAGAACUAGAGUUCAACAUUAGCAACUUUAGAAGCAUAUGUAGGUCCAGAAACAUUUGGAACAAUGCCCAUAUCUGGUGAUACACGACAGGCUCUGAAAUUGCUUGAGAGAGUCCAGCAACAACUCCAAGAUUCAGAUGAGGCCAGUCUCAAUACUACUGUAGGCGAGGAUCUUAAUACAUUGAUCAAUGUAUUAGAAAAUCCUGUCUUCAGCAGCAUUCUUACCAUCCAGGACUCACUCCAGGAGCUUAAAAAUCAGUUACAUCAACACCCAUCCAUUCUUCCAGGGGAUUUUGAUAUCUCCACAUCUACUGGAGAAUUGAUCUUGAAUGUAUCUCCUGAUCCUUCACCCUUACACAAUUCAGACUCUUAUGAUUUGAAUUCUGAUCUAGAACAGAACUAUGAAUUUGAUCAGGUUCCUAUAGAAAAGGUGCUAGCAACAGGAAAUGGAGAUUACCAAGACACAACACCUGAGCUGGAUCAACCACAACUGGUUCCUCCUGAUUACACACUGUCUUCCAUUGCUACAGACAGCUAUGCAGAAGAGUUUCAAAAAACUAUUUCUCAAGGUGCUCAAGGUAGAGAGGUUCUCACUAUUCAGCUAUAUAAACCUGAAGGCAGUAGCUUGGGUUUCAGUGUUGUGGGAUUGCGUAGUGAACAAAGAAAAGAAUUGGGUAUUUUUAUCCAAGAGAUCCAGAACACAGGAAUUGCUGGAAGGAUAGAAAGAGAUGGACGCCUUCAAGUGGGGGAUCAGAUCCUGGCCAUUGAUGGUCAGCCUUUGGACAGCAACAUUUCUCAUCAGCAAGCCAUAAGUAUUUUGCAACAAGCUCGAGGAUUGGUGGAGCUUGUUGUUGCACGGGGUGGAAUCCCAGAAAGUGAUCAACUUAAAGAGGUGACUCUUGAACGAUCACCUUCAGGUGUGAGUGACAGCUCCAAAGGCUCUGACAUGGUGGUAGGUCUAAACACAGAAUGGGCUCAGGUGGAAUCUAUCAAUUUGGUGAAUGAUGGGUCGGGUCUAGGAUUUGGAAUUGUCGGAGGUCGUAACACAGGUGUUGUUGUGAAGACCAUUCUUCCUGGAGGUGUGGCAGAUCGGGAUAAAAGACUUCAGAGUGGUGAUCAUAUCCUUCAAAUUGGAGACGUUAAUCUUAGAGGGAUGAGGUCAGAACAGGUAGCUUCAGUGUUAAGACAGGCCGGGAGUAGAGUUCGAUUGAUUGUUGCUCGACCUGUAGAUCUGUCAUUUGUUGACUACAAAACACUCAGCCAAAGUGCUCCCAUUGUCCCAACUCACAUUCUCUCUGAUCCCGAUGAAGUAGACCACCAGUUGGCACUCUUUCAACAAAAUCAGAAAGGCUAUAUAGAAGAUAUACCCUACGAUGAUGAUGAUUUUGCACCAAAUGGAACUAUAUACUUAGAUAGAACUUUGGCUCAACCAGAACAAGAUAUAGCCUAUUUAGACCAACAGGAAAGAGAAGAGAAAACUCAAUCACCAAGGGAGGAACUUGAUGAUGAGGAUAUGGAAAAUCUUCCAGAAAUGGAAACUUUUGAAGUGGAAUUAACAAAAGAUCAACAAGGGCUAGGAGUAACUAUUGCAGGCUAUGUGUGUGAAAAAGAAGAGUUAUCUGGAAUAUUUGUGAAAAGUAUUGCCAAAGGGAGUGCUGCUGAUAUAAGCAAGCAGAUCCUAGUCAAUGACCAGAUUAUUGAGGUUGAUGGACGUCCCCUUCAUGGCUACACUAAUCACCAGGCUGUUGAAGUGUUACGCAACACAGGAAAAGUGGUGAAGCUUAGACUGGCUCGCUACCUACGAGGUGCUAAGUAUGAAGAAAUACAGCAGGCUGUGGCUAGUGGAGAACUUAGUACCCCUGUGCCUCCCCCAGCUCCUGUCAUUACACAAUACACAAAUUCCUCACCUUAUGAAGUAAUUAAUGCUGUAAAUUCAGAAGUAAAUAUAGAUGACAUCAGUAUCCUUAUCAAUGAUGACUACACUGGAUCUUUGGAUGCAAGCACCGAAGCAGUUAUUAAAGCCAAAUGGAAUAAAAUAAUGGGUCCUGGUUUUGAUAUUGUGGUUGCUCAGUUGUCAAAGUUUCAUCCUGGGGGUGGUCUAGGAAUCAGCUUGGAGGGGACUGUUGAUGUUGAAGAAGGAAAAGAGAUCAGACCACAUCAUUAUAUACGUUCUAUUCUCAGUGAUGGCCCUGUUGGCUUGAAUGGAAAACUUCAGAGUGGCGAUGAGCUUUUAGAAGUGAAUGGUCAGAAACUUCUGGGACUUAGUUAUGUUCAAGUGGUGGCUAUAUUAAAAGAGCUUCCAGUUCAUGUCCGUAUGGUCUGUGCUAGAUGCCUUCCUUCUGAAACAGAUGAUAUUUUGCCUCUGUCCACCAGUGUUAGUGAUCCUUUGGUCCUUCAGGUCAAUGCAUUAAAUCGAGAUUACACAGAAGCCAUGACCUCAAGUAUGACGAUGGACUCUCCGUCCCAGCAUCUGAGUGGUAGCCUCACUUCAUUGACUCCACUGUCUGAGAGACUAGUCAAAGCUAAAUCUGAUGGAUCAUUAGCCGUUGGUGCUUCUACAGCUUCAGCAAUCACACUAGAAUCAUCAUUUAGCAAAGUCCGGUCAAGAUCACUGGAGCCACUCACUGGGUUGGCCAUGUGGACCAGUGAACCUCAAAUUAUAGAGCUGGUUAAGGGAGAUCGAGGAUUGGGCUUCAGUAUCUUGGACUAUCAGGAUCCUAUGAAUCCAAAUGAGACUGUGAUUGUAAUCCGUAGUUUAGUCCCAGGAGGUGUGGCUCAGCAAGAUGGGAGACUCAUUCCUGGUGAUCGUUUGUUGAGUGUCAACGAUAUAAACUUAGAGAAUGCUAGUCUGGACACAGCUGUGCAAGCCCUGAAAGGAGCACCCAAGGGAGUAGUGCGCAUUAGCGUUGCCAAGCCCCUCCCCCUGCCCGAGAGCAGCCAGGGAAACCAGGAGGGUUUCGACGAAUCAGGCAGAGUUAUAGAUCAUCCUCGAAAAGCAUCACUAGAUCUUCCUUUUCUUUCGUCUCAUGAGAUGCUUGGCUCUUCUGAUCAGCCAUCAUCACUCCCUUCAACAUUGCCAUCAACUGUGGAAAGAAGGCAUGUUGUUUUAGAUCUGACAUCCACAUCACACAAGUUAAGAAACGUACUACCAGACGUUCUUCACUCAUCAGAAGAGAAAACCUUACCAUCAGAACCAUCUAGUGAGGAAAGUUGUCAAGCUUUUACUCCUCCUGAAAGCCCCAUCCUGUCGAAUGUAUAUACAUUGCCAUCAGCUCUAGAAAGAACUGCGCAUAUCAAGAAAGACAAUCUACCUUUUGGUUUAGGUAUUGAAGCAAUCGACAGCGGAAUAAACGGCAUGAUGGUUACGUCACUUUCGAAAGAUGGUGCUGUACACAGACAUAGUCAGAUUCAAGAAGGUGAUUUCCUUGUUGCUCUUAACAACAUUUCCUUGAGAAAUGCUGAUAUCUCAGAAGCUCGUGUAAUUUUGGAAAGGGCGUGGAAUGACAUAUCCACAGAAGUGACACUAUAUUACAUUCCCGCAACAGACGCUGCAGUCCACAGACAAACAGUGCUCAUGACAUUGCAACACCACGAGGAGUCUCCCACACAGGCCACGUCAUCAACAAGUUCUGCAGGGUUUGUCCAGUCAGGGCUUGUCCAUGAUGAUGAUUUAACUCCAGAAACAUUCCAGGAUUCAGAGACAUCCCUUGAGGAAAGCAAAUACUUUACAUCAUUUGAAUCGAUUCUCUCACGAACACCACCUAGCACCCCAACUCCGACACCAUCAUCCACUUCUGGUGAACCAACAGAGCAGGAAGAGGCCACUGUUAAACCUCCAGCAUCAGCAGAAAGUGAUCCUUCAUUGGAAUCACAGGAGUACCUUAUGAUGGAGUCCAAUUCCAUCGUUGAGACUGUGUCACCUUCCUUUGAAGAACGAAUGGCAUUUUUUAAAGCCAAAAGCUAUCCUGUAAAGCAUCAAGUGCCUUCUAAAAUCACAUUGAAAAAGUCUCCCACAUCUUCUUCAGUGAUUGAUGGUAUGCCAAGUCCAGUCUCAUCAGAAGAGAAAUACAGAACUCCAGAAACACCAGAACCCUCAACUGUGUCAAGUCCAAUUCCCCCAUCACCAGUAGGAUCUUCAGGCACUGUAAGUCCCACAAAUGUUAUCUCGCAUCAGUGGGGACCAGAAAGAACAGUGAACUUAAGGAGAGAGCCAGGUCGAGGAUUAGGAAUCAGUAUUGUUGGGGGAAAAGUGGAGAUGUUCCAUUUGUCACCUGGAAACACUAUUACUGGUAUAUUCAUUAAAAAUGUGCUUCCAGACAGCCCAGCUGGUAGAAAUGGGACCUUAAGACGAGGAGAUAGAAUAUUGGAGGUAGAUGGUAUAGACCUGAGGGAUUCUACACAUGACCAGGCUGUAGACAUCAUCAAAAAUGCCAAAGAUCCUGUUAAGUUUGUAGUGCAAAGUUUGCUCCCUCUGCCCAGAGAUUCUUCGUUUAACAUGAGACCUGAAGGAGAUAACGAAAGCCAGAUACUUCCAGCAUCUUCUUUUCCUUCUCAAAAUUCUCAGGAGGAAGAUUUGAUCUCCCAAGAAGAACGACGAGAAUCUCAAGUAUCAUUACAAGAACUAAUGAAAGUGCCUCCUCGUGAUGACUGGGGAAUGGCUCGUACUCCCUCUCCUGAAGUCAUUCAGUAUGGUCUAGAGGAUGAAGAAAGACAAGCACUUCAAACACAGUUAGAGAAUCUUGCAGCUGGAGUUUCUCCUCUUCCUACUGGUCCUCCACCACCUCCUCCUACUACAUCACCACCAGAUGAUGAAGAUGAAGAGUAUCUGUCUUCUGAAGAGGAAGAAGAUGAACGAGACUUACAGGGUAGAGUUUUCACCAAACAAGGAGUAGAGAUUGAAAGAGCCAGUGCUGGAAAUGUAAAGCUGACCCCUAAAGAAAAAGGGGAAGAUCCGGAGAAAGAAGACCAGUUCGGGUACACCACAAAAAAGAUUCACAAGAAGUACAGUGACUCUAAAGGAGAGCUAGUAGUGGUGGAACUACAGAAGGGCUCUCAUGGACUCGGGCUGAGUUUGGCUGGGAAUAAAGACCGGAGUAAGAUGAACGUAUUUAUCUGUGGUAUGAAUCCUCAGGGAAAUGCUGCAUGUGAUGGACGCAUCAAGGUUGGAGACGAACUUCUGGAAGUCAAUGGCUUAGUUAUGCAAGGAAAAUGUCACCUAAAUGUUUCAGCAAUCAUCAAGAAUCUAUCAGAACCAGUGUAUAAAAUUAUUUUGCUCAGGAGAGAGAAUGCAGUUGAAGAGAUGGCAGUCAAGCCUCUAGUACAUUAUCCUGUUGACUUGGAGGAGGAGACACCUGAACAGCAAUACUCCCAGUAUCGAGGAGUCAGAGUAGUCACUGUUAAAAAGGGUAAUCAAGGACUGGGAAUUAUGAUUAUUGAAGGUAAACAUGCUGAGGUUGGUCAAGGAAUCUUCAUCUCUGAUAUUCAAGAAAACAGUGUUGCAGAACAGGCUGGCCUUACAGUUGGCGAUAUGAUAUUGUCCGUAAAUCAGAGGGAGUUAGUAGGAGCAGAUUAUGACACUGCUGCUAGUAUACUGAAGCAAGCUGAAGGAACUAUUCAGUUGGUGGUAUCAAACCCAACUCGUCCCCAAUCUGUUGCUGCCAUAAUAGAUGAGGAACAAAAGUCAGAACACAGCAUCUCCGAACCUUCGGAUAAAACACCUUCCGAUAAAAUGCAAGAGAAAAAGAAUACUCCUCCUCCUCCACCACCAAAACCCUCUCACCUUUCCUCAAAAAUGUCCUUUCAAGUUGUAGCUCACUCACCCAUUUCUCCCAUAACCUCCUCUGUAAACCUGAUACCCCCCAGAAGUCCAUCAUGUAGCCUGUUAGAAAAUUCUUCAGCUGAUUUAUCUUCUUCUCAAGAGCCUGCAGAACCUUUACCUGAUCCAAAGACAUGUGAGAUCAAACUUGGAAGAGAGACAACUGUGGAAAUAACAAAGGAAAAAAUGGGACUUGGUUUGAGUAUUGUUGGUGGCUCAGAUACACCCUUGGGUGCUAUAAUCAUACAUGAAGUUUAUCCUGAGGGUGCUGCGGCAUUAGAUGGUCGUCUCAAGCCUGGAGACCAGAUUCACCAGGUUAAUGGUGAAGAUUUAAGAGAUGCCACCCACGAACAAGCCAUCACAGCAUUAAGACAGACAUCAUCAGUGGUCAAGAUGGUUGUUUAUAGAGAAGAAACCACAAGUUCAGAAGAAGACCUCAUGGACAUCAUGGAUAUAGAACUGUUUAAGAAAUCUACUCGAGGAUUGGGACUGAGUAUUGUUGGAAGAAAGAAUGGCCCAGGUGUCUUUAUUUCAGAAGUAGUGAAGGGUGGUGCUGCUGAAGCUGAUGGCCGACUGAUUCAAGGUGACCAGAUACUAGAAGUAAAUGGUCAAGACCUGAGAAAUAGUACCCAGGAGUAUGCAGCCACUCUUCUUAAGACAACAGUAGGGAAAGUUAACAUGAAAAUUGGGAGAUUAAAGCCAGGAUCACGAAGAACUGAUACUUGCAAUCAAUCAAAAGAAAGCGAUUCAUCAGAACCCCCACCUGAAUACAAGACAAUAGUACUACAUCGAGGACCAGAGGGUUUAGGCUUUAGUGUAGUUGGUGGCUUUGGUAGCCCACAUGGAGACCUACCCAUUUUCAUCAAGACUGUUUUUGAGAAGGGAGCAGCAGCAGAAGAUGGGCAGCUAAAACGAGGGGACCAAAUUCUUGCAGUGAAUGACCAGAGCCUUGAUGGUGUCACACAUGAGGAAGCUGUAGAGAUCUUAAAAAAUACAAAAGGAGUUGUGACACUUACAGUUUUAUCAUAACCAGUCACUAGAGGACAGUGUUCCAUACAUGUCAGCAUACCCUAACCUUCUGGCCAGUACAAGGGACCUCUGGUCAAGUAAACAUUUUAUUAUCAAAACUGCUUGUUCAUUUUUACAUUAGUUUAGAACUAGACUGUUUUAAACUUUUUGCCACUCAGUAGAGGUGACUCCUUGUCAAGCUCUCAGACCAUGGAAUCUUUUGUCUGUAGUUUGGAAAUUAUUUCUAAGUAAAGUUGAUUAUCAUUAUAAGUGACCAUUGGUCAGGCAGCCUAGAAAUCAUAGAAAUUGUUACAAGUAGUUGACUUUUAUCAGCAUUCACAUUCCAUUUUCUGUGUAUGGAAGCAGAACAUGUUUUUGACACAUCACAUAAGGCCCAUUCUUAGUGGGCUUGCAGCUAAUCUUAUCUAUGCAGAAUUUUAGCCAGUUGAACCUCACCCUUAUAUAUAUAUAUAUAUAUAUCACAACAUCACAGGUUAAUAAUUUUCUCAGUUUACCUUUUCAUCUUAUUCUAGAGGCUGUUGUAAUUAAAAUCAAGUCAUAGGUAAUUUUAGAUUUUAGAAUAUAAAUUUACUCACGAUGUUUCUCCUGUCUUUGUAUGAAUAACUAAUUGUUUUAAAACUAUCCUCUUCAUUAGCUACUCUUUUUAUCAGUAUAAUUGUACAAUAAGAUUUAAGGAAGCCAUACGAGCUAAUUCUUCAAUUGUAACUGUUUUCUGUUAUUUCCUCCUCUUUAGUGUUUAUAUCAUAAGAAUAAGCAACACCUUUUAUAUUUUAUCUAGGAAUAACUUGUUUCAGCACCAGGAAAGCCUUGUUUUAGCAGUAAUAGUGUUUACUACAUACUAAAUGGAUUCAGUAGAGUUUACUGACCUUCUCUGAACUAGAAAAAUUUAUAUGUUGUUAAGUUACUAUACUAGUUGAUACUGAAAUGGUAAAACAAAUUGUUCUAAAACAAAAGUUAGACAUUUUUGUCAUAUUUCUCUUAUUAGAAAAGACUGUAUUAGUUUUGCUUGACAGUAGUUGAUACUGUAGCAGCUAAACAAAAUACUUUUAUCUAUAUCAGCAAAAGAUAAUUUUCCAAAUUAAUAAUCAAAAUGUCAUUGAAAAGAGGAGAAAUUGUAGGCAUUGUUGGUAUUUUAAAAAUGUUACUUUAAGAGUUUUAUAUCGAUGAUCACUCUCCAGUUUUUUGAGUAAAUAUGGAUUAAAAUCAGCCAAGAUAUAAAAUUAAAAUCAUGGUUACAUUUUUCAUUAAAGAUCAUAUUUUUUUUAUUUUCAAAAAAGUAACCACGAAAUAUGAGGUUUUCCAAUGAGUAGCUAAGAAGAUGAAACAAGAAGAAUGUGUAUUGUAAAACCCUCUUCAAACAAUUUUGUGUGCCCCCCCACACACACAUUUUGUGCUUGAUUUCCUUUCUUCAUUCUCGAGUGAAUUAAUUUAUGGAAAAGUAUUAGUGUAUCAUAAGAAUAUGGAAACAUGCCUACACAAAAGCAUAUUGGAUACGGGUAUGAUUCUUAAUAAACUCCUAUUCAAUUGCUACAUUUGUUAAAAAGAAAAUUCUGUAAUAAGUUUUAAGUUGAUUCAUAAGAAUGCAGAAUACUUUCUUCAAUAUAAAAACAUGUUGAAAUGUUUUUACCAUAAUAGGAUGGCUGUAGUUUGUGUACAGUGUUUGUUUCAUCCAUUUAAAAAGGAUGUAUUGCCACUUCUUUUAUGUAGCAGUUAUACACUGCAUGAAACACAUUUAUUUCUAUUUAGAUAAACUGUUUAAUAUUUAUUAGUACAGUGAUAGAAAGUAGUUUAAGCACCUUACUUUUAACAUGAAGAUUAAUAUUCAACUUUUAAUAUUAUUGUAAUGUUUUUGCAUGUUUAAUCAUAAGCAACAAAAGAAUGUAUUAAAAUAACUUGCUAACAAUCAUAUAAUACACUAUUUUAAUGUAUCUUUGGAAAGAAAAGAACACACUACAUUCAGUUUUUGUCUAUGUAUACAUGUAUUCUUAAAAAAACUUCGAUGCUGAGUGCAUUAUCUCAGUUAGCUGACUGGACAACUAGUGAUUUAUGUACAUUGUAUUAAAAUUACUACUGUGGUUUUUAAAAAGUUCUGCCUGAAAUCUUUGUAACAUUUUCCCGUCAAUCGGGGUAUUAUUUUUCAUUUUCAUGGAGAUAUAUAUUUACUUCAAUUAACUCUUGAGUUCUUUUGUUACUGAAAAAAAAAAAAGGCAUGCAUUACUCAGUUUAGUAACAGGCUGAAUCAAAAUCAUUCUGACUAAAAAAUUGUGUGAAAUUUGUGUAAAAUCACAAGGUCACAUGUUGUGGAUUUAAUAAUAUUUGGACUCUAUGCUUAUUUCUUAACACUUUGUAUCUGAUUUACAAAUAAUGAAAAUAAUUUUAUUAAAUAUACUUUUACAAUGUCCUGUAAAUGCAGUACUGCUGAAUUAACCUGUGAAAUGUUCAAGAAUAUAUGCAUGUGAGGUUCAUUUUCAGAGUUUGAGUUGACUUAAAUAUUUCCCUGAUAUUCUUUUCACUGACACAUUUAACAGCUUCUGUUGAAGAGUUGUUCCAUUCAGUCAUUUUAGGAUGUGUUACAUUAGAGGUUGUGUUGGUGUAAAUAAUAUUUAAAGCAGCUUAAUAACCAGAACCUUUCAAUAGCGCAUAUACUUACUUUUAUUACAGCUGUUAUGAUAUGAACUGCUUAUGGUGUUCAAACCAAACCUCAGGAAAAUCACUGAAAUUUCGAGUAACUAUAACAUGUCCCUAGAUGGGUUAAAAAAAUAUUUAAAUAUUGUUAGGAAUUUGUCAGUUAUUUGUGCCAAAUGACCGUAAACACUUGUAAAAGUAGCAGUUACAAAAUUAAUUCUUGUUUAUUCAUUUAUCUACUAUAGUUCAAUAUUGUUUAUGUAAACACUUGUAAAAGUAGCAGUUACAAAAUUAAUUCUUGUUUAUUCAUUUAUCUACUAUAGUUCAAUAUUGUUUAUGUAAACACUUGUAAAAGUAGCAGUUACAAAAUUAAUUCUUGUUUAUUCAUUUAUCUACUAUAGUUCAAUAUUGUUUAUGUAAACACUUG